This is a messenger RNA of Tachysurus vachellii, 1140 nucleotides long. RefSeq names its product coiled-coil domain-containing protein 152-like. The coding region runs from base 122 to 874 and encodes 250 amino acids. NCBI's taxonomy places the organism in Eukaryota, Metazoa, Chordata, Actinopteri, Siluriformes, Bagridae. The transcript is spliced from 8 exons. The record is from RefSeq and is a predicted model, not a curated record.
GUCGAGUAUUUGGGAAUUGAUUCAGAUAGUUAAAUUUUUGGAUCUCAAUUCCUAACUUGUUCCCAGUGAUUAUUUGAAUUCAUCGGCCAUCUGCAACUUAUUCGUGAAUUUGCAAGUUAAAAUGAAGAAAACAGUUGUCAACCUCGACAAACUAAUUCAAGAUUUCAGCCUACUGGAGCAAAAAAUAACAGAGCUAACGGGGAAGAACAACAUCCAUGAAAUAAAACUGGAUGAAGCCAAUAGACUUCUAAAAUUGUCAAAUAGCAAGGAAAAACGUUUAAUUGAAGAGAAAGCUGGAUUGUUGGGGAGCAUUAAAUGUCUUCAGCACAACUUAGAACAACAGUGUAACCUUCGAGGUGAAAAUGAGAAGCUGAAAAAUGUCACCUUUAAUUUGAAGAAGCAAAAUGAAGAACAAGUGGAGGAGAGCAGAGCUUGUGUACAGAGGCUACAGAGUGAGAUGAGAUCUUUGCAAGAGCAACACCAGAGGGAGUUGGAGGACUGUGCUGCAGAUACAAAGAGAAAAUUGGAGGCUAAAGAUGCUGAAAUGAAUGCAGUUCUGGACAAAAAGGAGGAGGCGAUAGAAGCCAUGAGACUGAAGAUGAAGGACCAGGAGAAAGAAAAGCAAAGUGAAAUUAUAAAGCUGCAAAUGGAGUUCAGCGCUAAGCUUGCAAGAACUCAGAGUUUGUCAAUGAAGAGCCAGCUGCAGCCACCAGCAUCUGGGCUUAUUCCUCAAAACAUCUUUAAAAGAAAGCUGCAGUUCCUGCAAGAAGAGAAAAAUAAAGAGGUUGAGGCUUUGCGUCAGAGAGUUAAAGAACUGGAGCAGCAGAGCCUGCGCACCUUCUCUGAGCCCCGUCUGAAGAGGAGGAAGAUCUGAAUGGUUGUUUCACCCAACGUAACGUAGCCAAUGUGGCAUGAAGUAUUUCACAUAAACAGCACAAUGUGAAGUAACAUAAUACUGAAUCAUAUGUUUUAUGACAUUGUGAAAUUGUUCCUGGAUUGGAAUUCAGAAUAUUAAUACUUCUAAUUUUUUUUUUGUUAUUCAUUUUACUAAAAAAUGGCAGUAUAUGAAAAGAGUAUUUGCAAAGGUUAGUAAACACUGAAGAACAUGUGAGUUGAAAUAAACACGCAAUCAGUGCAGGA